Polypterus senegalus (gray bichir) is the source of this 2790-nucleotide messenger RNA. RefSeq names its product syntabulin (syntaxin-interacting) (gene sybu). NCBI's taxonomy places the organism in Eukaryota, Metazoa, Chordata, Cladistia, Polypteriformes, Polypteridae. The coding region runs from base 434 to 2374 and encodes 646 amino acids. The transcript has 6 exons. The record is from RefSeq and is a predicted model, not a curated record. Gene Ontology annotation, cellular component: vesicle; cytoplasmic microtubule. Gene Ontology annotation, biological process: axonal transport of mitochondrion; synapse maturation.
CACUUCGGAGCGGGAUUCAGAUCUGGCUUUUUCACAACUUGUAUUUGACGUGUUUUUUUUAAUUGCGUCAUAUUAUUAUUAGUUAUGUAUCAUUAGUGUAAAAGUUAUGUCGCUGUUUGUUGUAAGUUCCAGUACAUUCCCCAGCGGCAGGUGCACAUGGAUCUGCCAGGUUACGUAACCUUUUGUCGCGUGUCACAGAGAGCAUCUUACCGAACGCGCUUUGUGACUGUCGCAGGGUGCCCACGGCACAUCAGGCGCACGCGACUCGCGAAUUUCUUUCUAAAUGCCCGCGGUGCCCAUUGCGAGCCGCCAGCGGAGCAGCGACAGACUCCCGCAUCCCCCUCCCGUUAGACCGCCGGGGCGAGGGGGGCGCGGCGCAGUCGCCUCUGCGGCAUUUCAUGCGCACUGAAAGCUCUGAAACGAUCGGAAACUUAUGAAGCUGCACGCCUGCUCUGUUACUCCAAAGGAACAGAAAGAGCUCGACAAGGAGAGUCCCCGCAGUCGCAUCCCACGCCUGGUGCUGCGCCCGUACCGCCCGAAGAAGAAGGGAGGGUCGUCGCCGCUGUCUGAGGACUGCGACCGCCGCUCCGGACAUUCACGGAGGACCAUCAGCAGUAACAGCUCGUGCUCAGAUGACACCGGCUGUCCCAGCAGUCAGUCCGUCUCCCCAUCAAAGACCCCGUCAGACACCGAGCACAGCCCAGUAGACUUUCCGCCAUUAGAAGAGAAGCAAAAUGUUAAGAGAGUGACGACCGAGGCCAUGGCCGAAUGGAACAUCCCACCUGCCCGCUACAAGAGAGAGCAAAGGCCGUGUGCUCUGCAGAGAGGCAGUGAGGCCGACUUCAGCUCCUCAAGCAGCACAGGCAGCAUUUCGGCACAAGAAGUCUCCAUGUCUGGUCCCACCAGCAAGAGGUCCACUUUGAAUCGCAGAAAUGGUGCCCAUGGCAGGCCUAAUGCCUCUUCAACACUCAAGCCCAUCAGCCCAACUGCCACGAGAGAAAAAGAACUGCUGAGCCAGUUUUACAGAAAUCAGCCACACAUGGCGUCUUCACACAGCAGCAGCAGCAACUCUGGCUCGUACAAAGGAAGCGACUCCAGCCCCACGACAAGAAGGCCGAGCACCGCACGGUUUACCUCCUGCAGUGACAACCAUGGCAUUAAACCACCAACGCCAGAGCAGUACUUGACUCCUUUGCAACAAAAGGAAGUGGCCAUCCGACAUCUUAAAACGAAACUCAAGGACUCUGCGACGAAGCUCCUCGAAAAGGAGGCAGAGGUUGACGACCUAAAAACACAACUUGGGCGAAUGCGAGAAGAUUGGAUAGAAGAAGAGUGUCACCGAGUCGAAGCGCAGUUGGCUCUUAAAGAAGCAAGAAAGGAAAUUAAGCAGCUGAGGCAGGUAGUGGAGACCAUGAAGAACAGCCUGCUAGAAAAAGACAAGGGCAUUCAGAAGUAUUUCAUUGACAUUAACAUUCAAAACAAAAAGCUUGAAACCCUCCUUCACAGCAUGGAGUUGGCCCAGAACGGUUCUAUGAAGGACGACCCCUCUCUCGACUACGCGUGCACUUUACCAGGGGAGACCUUGGCUGUGAGUUCCACUUACGAGAAGCUAGACGACGGUCUAGCUCUGGAAGAUCAGGCCGAGGAAGAAAUGGCCGAUUGUGGCUUGCUUCUCAACGAUGAGAUGGCAAACCGGAUGGAUUUCUUGGAUCAGAUGAUGCCUUCGGGGAGACAGCCCAGUGAUGACUCCCAGCACUACUUUGGCACAGCUGAGCCAGUGUCCAUGAAGUGUGGUUUCGAGAUGCUUUCUUCCUUUUGUGAUGAUCAGUUAAUUGUCACUGAAAAAGCAAUUCAGACAGAUGUUGUUCCCUACAACUCCAAUUUUGAAAACCUUCUCCUUUAUUUAAUGAAAUCCCAAAACCUAAGUCCGUUAAGCAUUGCGAAUAACCCAACCCUUCCUUUUCCCGAGGUUUCAAAUACGCUAAUGGAUUUAACUCCUAGUGACCCCAAUUCUGCCAUACUGGUCUCCCCUGAAAAAUCCGAAGACUCUGGCGUGUGUCUAGGGCCUAUGAGCCACAAUAUGAAUGAACUUGAUUUCAGGCCACCGCACGAUUCCACAGGAAGCAAUUUGCCGGCCACCUCACUUGUGGAAAAGCAUUACUGGAGCAACAGUUUCUUAAUGGAUCUGUUGGCCGUUGCUGUUCCUGUGCUGCCUACAGUGGCCUGGCUCUUUGCGACACAAACUGGAAGAACGGACCCCGUCUAUAACAUCGGGGCACUGCUGCGGGGUUGUGUCAUCGUGGGUCUGCACUCACUUCGCCACACGUCGCGCAAGAUGUUCCAGCCCCGUUUCCAAAUGCCCGCUUCUCCUUAGCGUGUUGGGAGAUUUUAUUACAUGAAAGCAUGUGACGAAUGCUGUCCAGUCACUAACGCUGUGUGACACUGUCUGUUGUGUCGUGCUUGUGCUGUUUAAUAAGCAGGAUGUGCAAUAUUUGAGCAUGAAGGUGUGGCAAGUUUUUAUUGUGUAGAUGUUAUUUAAGAAUGAGCGAACUCGCUUGGGAUGAGCCUUGCAUCAGCCAUCCUAACUCUGCGAUUCACCGAGCUGGAAAGGGAGCCUGUGCUCAAGGCUUCUUCCCUGUGUGAUUAAAAUAUGCUCCAUAUUCACAUGUCCAUUGGUACAUGUAUCCACCAUACAUACACUGCAAGUCAAGUUAAGUUGGGGAGCAGGCACUGGUACAGCGUGUUGCCACACCCACCAUGCGACAAAACAGCUCAGGAUCCCGGUUGGCA